Molecule: messenger RNA, 4605 nt
Organism: Lampris incognitus (smalleye Pacific opah)
Lineage: Eukaryota; Metazoa; Chordata; Actinopteri; Lampriformes; Lampridae
Gene: ift122
Product: intraflagellar transport 122 homolog (Chlamydomonas)
Exons: 29
Coding region: 62-3631 (1189 amino acids)
Biological process (GO): intraciliary retrograde transport; non-motile cilium assembly; protein localization to cilium
Cellular component (GO): intraciliary transport particle A; non-motile cilium
Molecular function (GO): protein binding
Source: RefSeq, a predicted model, not a curated record
GUUGCCUAUGACAAUUUAUUUAGAAACAAAUCUUCAGUAAAAUAUAUCGUUAAACGGCAGAAUGAGAGCCGUUCCUACGUGGAUAGAUAAAGUGCAUGAUCGUGACAAAGUUGAGCAAUGUAUAUAUGACCUCGCCUUCAAGCCAGAUGGUAGUCGGCUAAUUGUUGCUGCAGGAAAUUGUGUUCUGGUUUAUGACACAAAAGAUGGAACUCUAAUCCAGCCAUUGAAAGGACACAAAGACACUGUUUAUUGUGUGGCCUAUGCCAAAGAUGGUAAACGCUUUGCCUCAGGUUCUGCAGACAAAAGUAUCAUCAUCUGGACAUCUGAACUGGAGGGUAUUUUGAAAUACACUCAUAAUGAUUCCAUUCAGUGUGUUGCCUACAACCCUGUUACUCACCAAUUAGCCUCCUGCUCUUCUGGGGAUGUUGGCUUAUGGUCCCCAGAACAAAAAUCGGUGUCCAAGCAUAAAGUGAGCAGCAAGAUAACAUGUUGUGGAUGGACAAAUGACGGCCAGUACCUUGCCUUGGGCAUGAUGAAUGGAGUGGUGAGCAUCCGGAACAAGAACGGGGAAGAGAAGGUCAAGAUAGAGCGUCCGGGAGGCUCUUCCUCUCCUAUCUGGUCCAUUGCUUGGAACCCGUCUAAGGAUGAGCACAACGACAUUUUGGCUGUGGCAGACUGGGGACAGAAGUUGUCCUUCUAUCAGCUCAGUGGUAAGCAGAUUGGGAAAGACAGAACUCUCACCUAUGACCCAUGCUGCGUCAGCUACUUUUCCAAGGGCGAGUACAUAGUUAUGGGUGGCUCUGACAAACAGGCCUCCCUCUAUACUAGAGAUGGCGUGCGGCUUGGCACCAUCGGAGAGCAGAACUCCUGGGUGUGGACGUGCCGGGUCAAGCCCGACUCCAACUAUGUGGUGUUGGGCUGCCAGGAUGGGACUAUUGCCUUUUUCCAGCUCAUCUUCAGCACAGUUCACGGCCUCUACAAAGAUCGUUAUGCUUACAGAGACAGCAUGACUGAUGUCAUUGUCCAGCACCUCAUCACUGAACAAAAAGUAAGGAUCAAAUGCCGUGAGCUGGUGAAGAAGAUUGCUAUCUACAGGAACCGUCUGGCCAUCCAGCUGCCCGAGAAGAUUCUCAUCUAUGAGCUCUACUCGGACGACUCCUCAGACAUGCACUACCGCAUCAAGGAGAAGAUCUGUAGGAAGUUUGAAUGCAACUUGCUGGUGGUUUGCUCUCAGCAUAUCAUCCUGUGUCAGGAGAAGAGGCUCCAGUGCUUGUCCUUCAAUAGUGUCAAGGAGAAGGAAUGGCUGAUGGAGUCUCUGAUUCGGUACAUCAAAGUGAUUGGUGGGCCUCCUGGCAGAGAGGGCCUGCUAGUAGGGCUGAAGAAUGGAGCCAUCUUGAAGAUAUUUGUUGACAACCCGCUUGCUAUCACUCUGCUGAAGCUGUCAACAUCAGUGCGCUGCCUGGACAUGAGCAGCUCCCGCAAUAAGUUGGCUGUGGUGGACGAGCAUAACACCUGUCUGGUCUAUGACAUUAAUACCAAAGAACUGCUGUUUCAGGAGCCCAAUGCUAACAGCGUAGCCUGGAACACACAGUGUGAGGACAUGCUGUGUUUCUCAGGCAGUGGUUACCUCAACAUCAAAGCAAGCAACUUCCCUGUGCAUCAGCAGAAACUGCAAGGCUUUGUGGUUGGCUACAAUGGCUCAAAGAUCUUCUGCCUCCACGUUUACUCCAUGUCUGCCGUGGAGGUCCCUCAGUCAGCGCCCAUGUACCAGUACCUGGAGAGGAAAAUGUUUAAGGAGGCAUACCAGAUCGCCUGUCUGGGCGUGACAGACAAUGACUGGAGGGACCUGGCCACAGAGGCUCUGGAGGGACUUGACUUUGACACAGCCAAGAAGGCCUUCAUUAGAGUCAGAGAUCUGCGCUACCUGGAGCUCAUCAACAGCAUCGAGGAGAGGAAGAAGCGGGGUGAGAACGACAAUGAUCUGUUCCUGGCAGAUGUUUGUGCCUACCAGGGGAAAUUCCACGAGGCUGCCAAGCUCUACAAACGCACCGGCCAAGACUCAAGAGCCCUGAGCAUGUACACGGACCUGCGCAUGUUCGAACACGCCAAAGAGUUUAUAGGAGCGACAGACCCUAAGAAUUCACGAAUACUGAUGACCAAGCAGGCGGACUGGGCUAAGAACAGCAAGGAGCCUCGGGCUGCUGCGGAGAUGUACCUGUCCGCAGGAGAACAUCUCAAAGCCAUUGACAUCAUAGGAGAGCACGGCUGGGCAGACAUGCUGAUCGACUUAGCUCGAAAGUUGGAUAAAGCAGAGCGUGAACCUCUGGCCAAGUGUGCGCUCUACUUCAAGAAGCUGAAGCACCAUGGCUAUGCCUCUGAGACCUACUCCAAGAUGGGAGACUUACAGGCACUGGUGCAGUUGCAUGUGGAGGCCCGCCAUUGGGACGAGGCUUUUUCCCUGGUUGAGAAGUAUACACAGUUCAGAGAUGAUGUCUAUGUACCCUAUGCCCAGUGGUUGGCUGAAAAUGACCGCUUUGAGGAGGCACAAAAGGCAUUCCACAAAGCAGGGCGACAGAGUGAGGCUGUCAGAGUGCUGGAGCAGCUUACCCACAAUGCAGUGGUGGAGAGCAGGUUCAAUGAUGCAGCGUACUAUUACUGGAUGCUGUCUAUGCAGUGUCUUGACAUCGCAAGGGACAAUGAAGAGCAAAGGGAUGAGAUGCUGAAGAAAUUUGAGCGUUUUCAACAUUUGGCUGAACUCUAUCAUGUGUACCACUCCAUCCAGCGUUACACGGAUGAGCCUUUCAGCUCCCACAUGCCAGAGACUCUCUUCAACAUCUGUAGGUUCCUCCUGAACAACCUCUCAAAGGACGUACCGCUGGGCAUUUCCAAAGUUAACACCUUGUAUGCCUUGGCAAAGCAGAGUCGAAAACUGGGUGCUUAUAAGCUUGCCAGAUAUGCCUACGAGAAGCUUCAGGAGCUCCACGUUCCCUCCCGCUUCCUGGAGUCUGUAGAACUGGGGAGCCUCACCAUCGGCUCCAAACCCUUCCACGACAGUGAGGAUCUUAUAGAGGGAAUGAUGUGCUACCGCUGCUCCACCAACAACCCCCUACUGAACAGCCAGGGUAGUGUGUGCAUCAACUGCAAACAGCCUUUCAUCUACUCAGCUUCGUCAUAUGAGGUGCUCCCACUGGUGCAGUUCUACCUAGAGGAGGGCAUCGGUGAUGAGGAAGCUGUUUCUCUAAUUGACCUGGAGGUCCCUCACGUAGACAGGAAGGCUGCACGCUGGCAGCACAUGGGCAGUGCAUCCCAGUCUUUAAAGCUGGAUGACAAUGUGGAAGACAUAGAGGAAGACCCUUUCACGGCCAAAAUGAGCUUUGAGCAGGGGGGCUCUAACUUUGUCCCAGUGAAAGUGAAUCGCUCAGUGCUGCGCUCCAUGAGCAGGAGGGAUGUCCUGAUCAAGCGCUGGCCCAGGCCACUCAAGUGGGAGUAUUUCCGCUCCCUGCUGCCUGAUGUGAGCAUCACCAUGUGCCCCACCUGCUUCAAGAUGUUCCACAGUGAGGAUUAUGAGCUUCUUGUACUUCAGCACAACUGCUGCCCUUACUGUCGCAGACCCAUUGAUGAGCCAAACUGAUCUGUAGUCAGCUAGAGCAAUUUUUUUAACACUUUUUGUUUUGUGUUUCUUACCCUUCACUUCUUCUAUUGUUUUUAUUUCAUCUGUCCUUUGGUUUGCAUCGAUUUGUUUCUGUAAAAGUCAGCAGUAUAAUAUUCGUUGUAAUAUUAAUUGUACAGGUAUGUUCCUCCAUUUGCUCCCUUUUAUUGCCCUAGAGCUGUUGAUUGAAAUGUAAGUGUUUGUGUGUUGGUCAGUGUAGACUUUAAGAAAAGCGCGUUGUCAGCUAGUCGACGCGAGCGGCUUAUUAGGCUCAGAUUACUUAGGGCUGUCACUAAUUACAUCAUCACCUGAAAGGGAGCAUGACUGCACAAUGUGUGAAAUACCGCUAGAGAAAAUACCUUAAGAAAAUAAGAUGAGGGGGGAAAAAAAUCUAAACUUUUAACUUAAGCAAAUAUAUUUACUGUUGGUAUGUGCAACAUGACAUGAUUGACACUGUGGAAAAAAGACGUCUGUCUAAACAAGUGCCGUUAACAUAUUUUCACGCUUCAACUAUAUAUUUUGUGAUGAUAUCGCAUAGGUUUUUGUACAAAUAUUUUUCUACUGCUGAUAGAAAAACUACAGCUUUUUCAAAAAAGAUAUCUCAGUAUUUUCUAAAGUAGGCUUUGUGUGCUUUGUGUUCGACUUUGUAAUGAGUAUCUAUACUGAAGCGGUCAUCAUGGAGUUUUUUUUGUUUUGUUGUGAUGUUACAUUGGCGGCUUCAGUAAUGACAACUUGCUACUCUCCCAGACUGCUGUAGGAUGUGAGAGUGACAGAAUGGGGAAGAAAGAAGCACGCUUUGUGCAAUAUGUCAUGAUGAGUCUGAUCACACCCAGAGUAUGGCUUUCCACUUAUGAUUUGAUUUGAGGUCAGUUUUAUUUAGUUAAGGAUUAGGUUUACACUUAUGUAAAUUAGCUGGAAAUCUCAUUUUGUAGUCUGUGGGCUGUAAACAGUUUAAA